Molecule: messenger RNA, 738 nt
Organism: Protopolystoma xenopodis
Lineage: Eukaryota; Metazoa; Platyhelminthes; Monogenea; Polystomatidea; Polystomatidae
Source: the annotation of a GenBank genome assembly
AUGCCUCGUCGGACAGAUGCACCCUCUUUUCCUGCUCCUUCCUACUCGCCUCAGUCAGUCGUAACUUUGAGCUUUGUUCGGCUGUGCGCCAUUUCCGUGCAAUCCCUCGGGUCGGCCCAGAAACGCUUCUUUCUCCCGCUCCGUCCACUUUCUGCCGGCCAUUUUUCUCCAUCUCCCUCUCCAGAAGACGGCAACCACGAUGAUGACGAGGUCAGAAGUCGUGUGAUGCUGGCACGGCGAGGCUAUUCUUCCAAAACAGUUGCAUUUUCGCACGGUUUUCCUUUCACUCUCUCAUCUCGCAUCAACUACGACAACAACUUACUUCACCCGGCGACCGUCCCCGCCCCACUCAUCAGCGCCAUGUUGACCGCAUCGCGCUCCCCACCUUCAUUCGGCCGGGCUCGAGAAGCCAACUAUGUUUCUGAGACAUUCUUCUUGUUGCAUUCCGCUGAGUUGGCCUCCUUUGCGUCGGUAAGCGCCCGAUAUACUGUCCGAAUUCUUGGCCAUUCCGGCUUGCCACGACCGACUGACGACUUGAUCCUUCGCUUCUUCACGUCUGCAUGCGUGUGUAUAUUAGCGUCUGUGUGUCCCUGUUUGGCCUUCACUUGUGCAUAUUUGCCCUCCUGGCAUGGAUCGCCAGAGCCUAUAGCAUAUCUACAGCCGCAAACUCGAGGCCUGGCCCAGUUGGCUUGGACCGGUCUAGACCGGUCCCGGCUUGGACGACUGCGUUGCCGUUGA